AUGCUGUUCCAGUCUUUCAUUACCACAGCCCUCUUUGCGGCCAUAUCUGCUGGGUUCCCCAUUGAGACUCCUGAGGUUGAGAUCGUCGAGAAUGAUGUGAACACGACCAUCUCCGAGCUUGAUGUCCGUGCCACCUUUCAGGACGUAUACAAGAUGUACACGGGAGACGGCAGCCAUUUCAAGGCCGGCUGGCCCAACAUGGACUUCUGGGGCACCUGGGACCAGAUGUGGAACGCCAACGUGCCCCUCAUGCGUAAGUCCUGCGGCUGGAACGGCUGGGGCAAGGACAACUCCGAGACGGAGAUCGGCUACAUCAAGAGCUCCCUCGUCACCGUCUCCGGCGAAGUCGGCAUCGACAAGCGCUUCCUGCUCGCCAUCGUGAUGCAGGAGAGCAAGGGCUGCGUCCGCGUCCCCACCACGCCCUCCGGGAGCGGCCACAACAACCCGGGCCUCAUGCAGUCCCAUGCCGGACAGGGCACUUGCGCCGGUGUUGCCAACUGCUCCAAGGCACAGGUCCUUCUGAUGAUCCGGGACGGAAGCGCUGGCACUAGUGCCGGCGAUGGUCUUAAGCAGACCUUCGCGAAGACCAAGGCCUAUAUUGGAUCAUCAGGGAGCCAGGCCCUCUAUGCUGCUGCUCGCAUGUAUAACAGUGGAUCGGUUGACUACAAGAACCUGAAUAACGGCUUCAUCUCUAACAAGUGCUACGUGGUUGACGUUGCCAACCGACUUACUGGAUGGACGUCGGCCGCCUCAAAGUGCUCAUAA
This is a messenger RNA of Clonostachys rhizophaga, 765 nucleotides long. NCBI's taxonomy places the organism in Eukaryota, Fungi, Ascomycota, Sordariomycetes, Hypocreales, Bionectriaceae. The record is from the annotation of a GenBank genome assembly.